ACUGUCAAAAAUGACAAAAUUACAAACAAAUUUUGCUGCUGCCUUGCCUCGCAUUUAGCUUAAAUUCUUAAAAAUAUUAAGAAAGUUUUAAUCUAAUUCACAUUAAUAGUGCUAAAUCUUAUAAAUUAUCAUAGUAUAAAACAGCUUACAGCAUGAAGAAAACACAGAAACUCAAGCAUAAUUAUGAGUCAAGCGAAAGCAGUGACGAUGAAAGCCUUCUAGCAAUAGCCAGGAAGAAAAGGCGCAAUUGUAAAGUAGCUGAAAAGUAUCGCAUAAAUGUAGACAAUCCGCUGUGCGAUGUCCGGCAAGAAGCUUGCGAGUUCUGUGAUAGAACGUUUAGUAAUAGAUUGCAAUCUCUAGUCCACAAUUCAAAACACAUAAUAAUACCGUUAAUCAAAUGUGACGCAUCACAACCACUUCACAAGCAGAGAAGUACAUCACCAGUAAAAGAGUUACCAAAAUUUAACAACAACAAAAUAAUACUUGGAAAGAAGAAAAUGAACAAUACAAGCUUAAGAGACAGAAUUGUAUUUGAUGAUGAUGAUCCCGAUGUAAUAGUGCUUAGCGAUACAGACAGUAUAGAAGAAAAUAAAAUAAAAGGAAUCUCAAAAGAAGUGGCGAAAUUAAAACCAGACAACAAUGAAAAUAUCCUUAACAGUUUCGUGUCAGACUGUAGGGUAAUCUUGGACGAUACAAUAAGCUUGAUAAGCACUAUAGAACCAGAUGAAGAUAUAAUUGUGAAUCAACACCAUAAUAAUGAUACUAGUCAAUUAGGAAACAAUUUAAAUAACCAUCACAUUCAAGGAAAUACUACAGUUGUCAGCCAAGAGAGGGGUCUGAUGGACAACAAAUCCAUAGAUAACAUAGAAGAUAAAGUGUAUAGUGUUCAUAAUGAUGAACUGUUGAGAACCGCAACGCAUUAUUGCGAGUUUUGCCACAGAGAAUUCCCUAACAGAUUCAAAUACAUCCAACACAAGCGCCACCACUUGCGCGUGCGCAUCGCUCGGCCAGACUACUGCGUGGUCUGUGACGCCUCCCCGCGCCGCAGACUGUCAGUCAUGUGUGCACGCUGCACACAGACCCACGGCCAACACUACGACACAGAUGAGGAACCGGCCAUAGACAACCACUUCCCCAACUCAAAAACGCUGCACGAAGAAAGACUAGACGUAUCAUACUUGAGACUAUGCGACAUAUGUGCCGUAUUCAAAUUGCGAAACGCUAACACCAUACGUUUGAAUCUCAAGAAGAAGGCCACACACAACAAGAAUUAUAGAUACACUCAGCUGCUGUAUAGUGUGAUGAUGGAGAUAAACGACAUAGGUGCGGACCACGUGUGUGAACACUGCGGCAAUGCAUUUAGUGAGGGCAAGAUUAUUGAGCGGAAAAACAAGGAUGUGUUUAAACAUGAGGAGGAGACGAAAACGUCUAUGAUGAGUAAACUGCAGUUCGAGGAGGAUUGUCCGGUUAACAAGCCGAGGAAUUCAAAGUCGCUGUCGAAUGUGCAACGGUUGAGUCGCAUUAAGCAGAGGUUUAAAAAGAUUAGGAAAAUAAACCAAUGUUGAGUUUU
Plutella xylostella (diamondback moth) is the source of this 1570-nucleotide messenger RNA. RefSeq lists its product as uncharacterized. Lineage: Eukaryota; Metazoa; Arthropoda; Insecta; Lepidoptera; Plutellidae. The record is from RefSeq and is a predicted model, not a curated record.